Molecule: messenger RNA, 1488 nt
Organism: Penicillium waksmanii
Lineage: Eukaryota; Fungi; Ascomycota; Eurotiomycetes; Eurotiales; Aspergillaceae
Product: NADH-quinone oxidoreductase subunit NuoF
Exons: 3
Coding region: 1-1488 (495 amino acids)
Molecular function (GO): 4 iron, 4 sulfur cluster binding; FMN binding; NADH dehydrogenase (ubiquinone) activity
Source: RefSeq, a predicted model, not a curated record
AUGAUAUCCCGAGCGGCGGCUCCCUCGUCCUCCUCCCUCUCCCAACUCACCACCCGCUCACUCCGCGCCCAUGGGGCGGCCGCCCGCUCCUUCGCAACCGUGCAGGAGGCACCCCCAGUCAAGCACCAUGGCGGCCUCCAAGACCAGGAUCGGAUCUUCACCAACCUUUACGGACACCAUGGCGCAGACCUGAAGUCGUCAAUGAAGUAUGGUGAUUGGCAUCGCACCAAGGAUAUCGUGCUCAAGGGUCACGACUGGCUCAUCUCCGAGAUAAAGGCCUCUGGCCUGCGUGGUCGUGGUGGUGCCGGUUUCCCCUCGGGUCUGAAAUACUCGUUCAUGAACUUCAAGGACUGGGACAAGGACCCUCGCCCCCGCUAUCUCGUCAUCAACGCCGACGAGGGUGAGCCCGGUACCUGCAAGGAUCGUGAGAUUAUGCGCAAGGAUCCCCAGAAGCUGAUUGAGGGUUGCUUGGUUGUUGGCCGUGCUAUGAACGCCAACGCGGCUUACAUUUACAUUCGUGGCGAGUUCUAUCACGAGGCGGCUGUCCUGCAAAAGGCUAUCAACGAGGCCUACGCCGCCGGCUACAUCGGCAAGAACGCCUGCGGCACCGGUUACGAUUUCGACGUUUACAUCCACCGCGGAAUGGGCGCCUAUGUUUGUGGUGAGGAGACCUCCCUCAUUGAGUCCAUCGAGGGCAAGGCCGGCAAGCCCCGCCUCAAGCCUCCUUUCCCCGCUGCCGUCGGUCUGUUCGGUUGCCCCAGUACCGUCACCAACGUCGAGACCGUGGCUGUCGUUCCCACUAUUAUCCGCCGCGGACCUAGCUGGUUCUCUUCUUUCGGUCGUGAGCGUAACGCCGGUACCAAGCUGUUCUGUAUUUCCGGUCACGUCAACAACCCCGUCACUGUCGAGGAGGAGAUGUCCAUCUCGCUGCGCGAGCUGAUCGAAAAGCACUGUGGAGGUGUCCGUGGUGGCUGGGACAACCUGUAUGCCGUCAUUCCUGGCGGUUCAUCGACCCCCGUUAUUCCCAAGUCCGUCGCCGACAACCAGCUUAUGGACUUCGACGCCCUCAAGGACUCCCAGAGUGGUCUGGGUACCGCUGCCGUCAUCGUCAUGGACAAGUCCACUGACAUUGUCCGCGCCAUCUCCCGCCUCUCGGCCUUCUAUCGCCACGAGUCUUGCGGUCAGUGCACUCCUUGCCGUGAGGGCAGCAAGUGGACUCAGCAGAUUAUGUCCCGUAUGGAGACCGGUAACGCCCGCGAGCGUGAGAUCGACAUGCUCCAGGAGCUCACCAAGCAAGUCGAGGGUCACACUAUUUGCGCUCUUGGUGAGGCCUUCGCCUGGCCCAUUCAAGGUCUUAUCCGUCAUUUCCGCCCCGAGCUUGAGGCUCGCAUCCGCGAGCACCAGAAGCAGCUCGGCAGUGCCCCCUUCGCUGGUGGCUGGCACCCCGAGAGCCGUGCCGAGGGCAAGCUGAUCUCCCCCGGCAUGUAA